This is a messenger RNA of Penicillium salamii, 1329 nucleotides long. NCBI's taxonomy places the organism in Eukaryota, Fungi, Ascomycota, Eurotiomycetes, Eurotiales, Aspergillaceae. The record is from the annotation of a GenBank genome assembly.
AUGGCGCCUCCAACUGGGCACCUGCUGCUCCCCAAGAUAUGGAGGGCAGCAAGGUUCGCCUACGCGAAGGCUUCAAAGGCCAUUCGCAACAAGUUCCCAGAACAAACACAAUACAAUUCAGUGCACUACCAACCGGCUUAUGCCCGAAUCAACCGCCAGCCAAUUAGCCGUGUCGCGGCCAUCCGUCAAGCCCGUAGCCGGCACUUCUCCACUCGCGCUGCCGGUGCCUUCGCUGCCGCCAUUCGAUCCGGCCUUGGUGCUGAGGCGCCCGUCCGCAGCACAUCUCGAAUUGUCUCCGGCAUUAGUCGGCUCAGUGGUCGCGCCCCGUUCGCUUCGACCCUACGUCCUAACCUUACAGGUGGUACUUUGGGCCGAACUGCAGGUGGAUAUGCCAUCGGGGCUGGCCGUUUUGGGGGAGCUAGAUACUUCUCCCACGGCCCAGCCGCACCAGCACAAGUCAUUCAGAAUGUCUCGCAAGGCGUGCGUGCUUUCUUUUUGUCAGGCCAGAAAGCCCGGUUUGAUGGCAUUGACCCUCGCACCGGCGAGAAGCGCUUCAAGGCGGUUAGCUCACUGCAGGACCAGGCAGAGCGCAAGAUGAAUGCCGUGCCCCGCACUGCAUCUGGAUCUUUCGUCGACUUCCAGGUCUCCCCCACUAUCACUGCUCUCAGUGCGCUCGGUGGUCAGGAUGGCUCUGCACCCACUCUCAACUCCGAGGGUCUCAUGGACCUGCUAUCUGCUGACUUUGCACGUGCAUUGAAGGACUUUGCCGCUGUCAUGAACGACCUGAAGCGUAUUUCUACCCUCGGUGACCUCCCAAUCGUACUUCACGACCGAUCCACCAUCCGCGUUCACUUCCCAGGUUGUGACUCGGAGACCGUCGAACAGCUCUGCGGGGAAGUCGGUGUUCAGCGUGGUCGAAUCGGACAAGAUGAGGAAUUUGAUAUCCGCACUGGUGCCGAUCUUGCUCUGUUGUUCCCCUUCGCGCCUAGUGUCGCCCCUGCCUCCGAUACCGAUUACUUCUUCGAGAAAGCACCCAAGCCACAGUCAUUUGCAGAUCUUGACUGGCAGGGGAUGAUGACCGGUGAAAGCUGCGCACCUUCAUCUCGUGACUCGGGUAACGCCAUCAGUUUUGAUGACGGUGAGCUCUUCGGCGCCAAUCCCUGGAAAUCAUCGUCUGCAAGCUAUUCCAGCAUCAACAUUAGCGAGCUUGGUGACAAUCCUUUCUUCCCAGAAGUCUCCAGCGCUGGUCAGCCGGAGACUACCUCCGCGUACGACGGUCCCGACGGCAUCUACAAGUUUUUGGCCGAGUGUGAUCAGGCUCAGCGCUAG